UGUGGCUGGGGCAUCGCUGGCCUCACUAUGUCUGCCAUUUUCAAUUUUCAGAGUCUGUUGACUGUAAUCUUGCUGCUUAUAUGUACCUGUGCUUAUAUCCGGUCCUUGGCACCCAGCCUCCUGGACAGAAAUAAAACUGGACUAUUAGGAAUAUUUUGGAAGUGUGCCAGAAUUGGUGAACGAAAGAGUCCUUAUGUUGCAGUAUGCUGUGUAGUGAUGGCCUUCAGCAUCCUUUUCAUACAGUAGCUUGGAAAAAUGCCAGAAUUUAAUUGCCGUCAGACUUCAGUGUGAACAAGGACUUAUCUGCAGAGAAUAAUGGAAAGAAUGGUUAACCCUUUUAUCUCUGAACAUUGAAUGAGAGAAAUUUCCAGAUGGUGUUCUCUAUUUUUUGUUAUUGGACCAAUGUUCUGUAUAAAUAACUAAGAUACAACCAUUUGAUACGCAGAGUUUAAUAGUCUGUAACAAUCAACCUCAGUACUGUUGCUACAAUAUUACAUUUUGUGCAAAUGUCAAAAAAAAAAAAAAAAAA
Molecule: messenger RNA, 529 nt
Organism: Ictidomys tridecemlineatus (thirteen-lined ground squirrel)
Lineage: Eukaryota; Metazoa; Chordata; Mammalia; Rodentia; Sciuridae
Source: RefSeq, a predicted model, not a curated record